AUGGAUAAGGACUUUGAAUCAGGUGCUAUUGUAUGGGCUAAAAUGAAAGGAUUCCCACCGUGGCCAGCAAUGAUAAUGCAACCAUCAGAGAAAAUGGAAGGUAUACCUGCUGGUCGUUACUCAGUGUUGUUUUACGGUACGCAUGAAACAGCUAUAAUGAAGAAAAGUGAUUUGUUUGACUACCAUGCUUAUCGUAGUGAAUAUGAGGUGCAGCGAAAAAUUAAGGGUUUUACUGAAGCUCUGCAAGAAGCACGCGAAGCUGCUGGUUGUAAGGAACCCAGUUUGACGACACCAAAAACUCCAGAAAUAUGUUUAUCGUCUUUCCUCGAGAAAUCUCCAGAAUCAUCUAACGCUAACUUUUUAUCAGGUGCUAGAGUUAAUGGUGUAAGCAGAUGUCGUAGGAAAUCGAAUCGAUCGGAUACCAGCGAGAACUUGUUGGAAAAUCUUUUAUCAAGUCCAACUACAUCUUCACCUUUUCCAACCAGAAUGCGGACGCCAUCUCUUUCACCAAUUAAAGACAACACUGAAAUAAGAAAUGAACGGAGACGUCUGGGAAGUUUUACGUCCAUCUCAAGCCGUAAUAAAACGAAUUCGAUUUCACAAUCAUUUGAUGUAGACCUGGGCGAAGAUCCGAUGUUACCGAUUUUAACCGAUGGUGGUUGUAAUUUUCUACUCGAUGGGAUUGGUACAGACAUCGAUGAAAUUUCGAGGGCAUCAGUGAAAAGUGGUGUGAAAUGUUCCAAGUCUGUUGUUGGAGAUUAUUUGUCAUCUGGAAAGCUACGUGAACGCUUCAAUAGUUCAUCUUCAGGACGUACAAGAUUAUGUUCGGGUAUGUCAGAUGGUUUCGAUGAUUUAUUCGGAUCAUCACCACUCUUCAACUCUACAGAUCCAUUAUCACCGUUGUCGUUUAAUGAUAUCCUGGGCUCACCUGAUGAUCAUCCACUGGCAGGUUUUGAUGAACAAAACUUCGAAUUUCAUCAAAAUCUCUUCCAAAAGAAUUGUUCAAGUUGUGGUUGCCAUUGCAUUUUGUACGGUCUAAAAUGGAGAUGUGGGAACACGAAUUGUUUGAAAUGGAACGAAAUUCAUGAACCAUUAAUUUCUGAAUUAAAUAAUCAGUUGCCAUGUUUUAUGAAAGAAAAUUCUGAGGAUGUUAAAACGGAUCUUGUAACAUUGAAUGUUUCUCCGACUGCUAAAUCACGUGAUAGCACUUUAGACAGUAUUCAUGACCCGAUCAUUUCAAAUGUCAUAUCUGAUCGCUUUUCACCAGAUUCGUUUUCUAAUAUUUUUGCUCAAACAUCACUGCCAUCUAUAACAAAACAUGAAAACGAUGCCCAUCAAAUUCAAAAAACUGCGCAGAAAGGUGUAUUUCCAGCUUCAAUACAGUCUUCACUUUCCUUCCAGAGUCAUAAUGAAUCACUUUCAAAUAGCCAGAAUAUUUCUUCAAGAAGAACCGGAAAUGGCCGUCCGAAAUUCUACAAAGUGGAAAAAACACCCUUAGUGGCUGAAGAUGGUUGUAGGCACUGUUUUCACUGUAACGGACAAGUACGGCCACAAAUGUGCGGCGGUAAUAGACAUAGAUGGCGUUGCGUCGAUAAGAAGUGCCGAAAAUGGUAUGGUUGGGUCAGGAGUCAUGAAGAAAUACCUAAGGAUUUGGGCAAGAAAGGAAGAUGGAAAGAUCUUAUCAAAAUUCGAAGGAAAUCACCAUCAGUUAGCGAAAAUGAGGAUGAACAGAGUGAAGCAAUGAGAAAAACUGCGAGGAAAAACACAAGGCAAUCAGGUAAUCGAGCUCGAUCCGCGGGGGUUAUGCAGCUGAAAAGUUGUAUGGAACGGCGGGUACGAUGGUGGACAAAUGAAAAAAGAGAAAGUGGACUAUCUCCAGAGAGAGAAUUCUUAACUGAUCCAUUAGAUGCAGCCGCCGCAUGCAUUAUAGUAUCGAAAUCAAUGAUUUUAGCAGCUAAUACACGAACUGAAGAAUCGGGUACAGUGGAUGGAUCAUUGGAUUUAUUGAUGGAUACACUGUUCAGCUUAUUGGCACCACUCCUAGCGCUAAUGAAGCAGGUACCAAGUGUUUUGGAUCAAGAUACAGAAAAGAAACUUUGGGAGGCCUGUGCUAUACACACACCAAGAUUUGCAUAG
Molecule: messenger RNA, 2136 nt
Organism: Acanthocheilonema viteae
Lineage: Eukaryota; Metazoa; Nematoda; Chromadorea; Rhabditida; Onchocercidae
Source: the annotation of a GenBank genome assembly